CUGUAUAUAUGCUCUUAUUAGUGGUUCUAAGGCAUAAAGGUUAUGAGACAGAUUCUAACGUCACUCAAGAGGCUCAGCGUCUGUCUAAACAAGUAGGGAAUGAGAAGCAGUGGCGGUUCCUCCCUGACUCAGUGGAGGCAGCACGGGGCAGUAGUGUGCUGGUUACUGACACCUGGAGAGGGAGUGUGGCUGCAUGUAAAGCAGAGGAAGUGGAUGAUGAGGCUUUCUACUCAACCCCAUCCCUUGUGUUCACAGAGGCUGAGAACCGCACGUGGGCACAUCAUGGGUUUGAUGGAGUGCAUCCUGACAGACUACAAGCUGCUAAUUCCAAAACUUAAAUUUUUAAAUAUCUGGAAAAAAUC
Messenger RNA from Xyrauchen texanus (razorback sucker), 362 nucleotides. Its product is annotated as ornithine transcarbamylase, mitochondrial-like. The coding region runs from base 9 to 338 and encodes 109 amino acids. The transcript is spliced from 4 exons. Gene Ontology annotation, biological process: amino acid metabolic process. The record is from RefSeq and is a predicted model, not a curated record. Gene Ontology annotation, molecular function: amino acid binding; carboxyl- or carbamoyltransferase activity. Lineage: Eukaryota; Metazoa; Chordata; Actinopteri; Cypriniformes; Catostomidae.